This is a messenger RNA of Malassezia japonica, 438 nucleotides long. RefSeq lists its product as uncharacterized. The coding region runs from base 1 to 438 and encodes 145 amino acids. The transcript has 2 exons. The record is from RefSeq and is a predicted model, not a curated record. Lineage: Eukaryota; Fungi; Basidiomycota; Malasseziomycetes; Malasseziales; Malasseziaceae.
AUGAGCGAAGCGAGCCAAGCGCCCAGCGGGCGUGCCUCGCUGCCGACGCUGCCGGAUCUGCGUCAGGAGCAGUUCUUCCUCUCGACCGUGCGCCAGUACAUUGACGUGGAGGAUACGGAGGAGAAAGGAGAGCUGGUGCCCAUCACGGAGCGCACCACGCCGUGGCACCACACCAAGAACAUCCGAUGGGGGGCGUUUUUGUACAGUCUGUUUAUGGAGCAGUUUGUAUCACCGCUAUGGCAAGGGAUGCUAUGGGGCCUCGGUGGCGUGGCGCUGGCGCACGCGCGCCAGGCGAUGGCCAUUGCACGUGCCCACCGUAUGCGCUCGCCGACCGCCCAGGCCAAGACGCUCGCAAAGGAGGCGGAAAAGACAGCGCCUACGCGCCAGCUCUUUUCGUCGUGGAUCGCGCGGCUGGGCCUGUCGCGCCUUUUUCUAUGA